GCGAGGAGAGCUUUGGACCAGGAAGGUAUACCUGUACUCUAAAUUGCUUUCUCUGUCUCGUCUUCUUCUUCUUCUUCUCCCUUGUCGGGAGACGAACCCCUUCAAGUGCCCUCGACCCUCUCAGCUCGGCUCCCCUGUGGGAUCCCUCCUCCCUCCUCGGUCCCCUUCCGCCUUCUCACCGGACAAGCACGCCGGAAACAGGGAGCCCUGCCAUCGACCUGCCGAGGCUCCGAUUCGAGAUUCCCUGGCCUUUGGUUAUUCCUCUUCCAACCGAUCUGUUCCCCAUGGGGAACUUAGCUGCUUCGGUGGCCCGUGGAUGAGCGCCGGUAGCUACGGUAGAGUGAUCGUGGAAAUCGCCGAGGUUUGAAACAUGAAGGCGGCCGCCAGCGGAGCUCCGGCUCCCACCCCUUGCGAAGGGGAGAGGAAGACAAUAAACCCCGAGCUGUGGUACGCCUGCGCGGGACCGCUUGUAUCUCUGCCUCCGGUGGGGAGCCUCGUCGUCUACUUCCCUCAAGGGCACAGCGAGCAGGUUGCAGCUUCUAUGCAGAAGGAUAUUGAUGCUCAUGUUCCAAACUAUCCUAAUCUGCCCUCAAAGCUGAUAUGUCUUCUUCAUAAUGUUACAUUACAUGCUGAUCCAGAAACUGAUGAAGUUUAUGCACAAAUGACUCUUCAACCAGUCAACUCUUAUGAUAAGGAGGCAUUGCAGGCAUCAGAGCUUGCAUUAAAACAGACCAAACCGCCGACAGAUUUCUUUUGCAAAACGCUUACUGCAAGUGACACAAGCACUCAUGGAGGUUUCUCUGUGCCUCGACGUGCUGCAGAGAAAAUUUUCCCCCCUCUUGAUUUCUCAAUGCAGCCACCUGCUCAAGAAUUACAAGCAAAAGACUUGCAUGAUAAUCAGUGGACGUUCCGUCAUAUUUAUCGAGGUCAACCCAAAAGACACUUGCUCACCACGGGUUGGAGCUUAUUUGUGAGUGGGAAGAGGCUGUUUGCUGGUGAUUCUGUUUUAUUUAUUAGGGAUCAAAAGCAACAACUUCUUUUAGGCAUUAGGCGUGCUAACAGGCAACCUACUAACAUAUCUUCAUCAGUUCUUUCAACUGAUAGCAUGCACAUUGGCAUUCUUGCAGCGGCUGCCCAUGCUGCUGCAAACCACAGUCCAUUCACUGUAUUCUACAAUCCAAGGGCCAGUCCUUCAGAGUUUGUUGUUCCUUUUGCAAAAUACCAGAAGGCAGUAUACAGCAACCAAAUAUCCCUUGGUAUGCGCUUCCGUAUGAUGUUCGAAACUGAAGAAUUAGGAACAAGAAGGUACAUGGGCACAAUUACUGGUAUUAGUGAUUUGGAUCCUGUGAGAUGGAAAAACUCACAAUGGCGCAAUCUGCAGGUUGGGUGGGAUGAGUCUGCAGCUGGUGAGAGGCGAAACCGAGUCUCAAUAUGGGAAAUUGAGCCUGUUAUAGCACCAUUCUUCAUCUGUCCUCCUCCAUUUUUCAGAAAACGACCUAGGCAACCAGGAAUGCCAGAUGAUGAAUCAUCAGAAAUGGAAAAUCUUUUUAAGAGGGCAAUGCCUUGGCUUGGAGAGGAAAUCUGCAUACAGGAUUCUCAAACUCAGAGCACUGUAAUGCCAGGUUUAAGUUUGGCUCAGUGGAUGAGCAUGCAACAGAAUCCUUCAUUAGCUAACCAAACUUUACAGACUGAACAUUUGCGUUCUCUAUCUGGACCUAUGCAAAACCUUGGCGCAACUGAUCUUUCUAGGCAGUUGGGAUUGCAAGCUCAAAUGUUGCAGCAAAAUAGCAUACAGUUUCACCCUAGUAGAUUAUCUCAACCAGGCCAGCAAGUUGAUGAACUCGCUAAGGUCUCAAUUCCAGUGAGCCAAGUGGGUGCUGCUAGUAGAUCUCCACAGCAAUUGCAAGAUUUAUCAAUGCAUCAGAAGCAGCAGAUAGUCAACCAAGCAUUACCACUGAACCAGACUCAGAACAAUGUCAUACAGACACAACUACUGGUACAGUCUCAAGUGCAGCAGCAACAACAGCAACGACAGCAAGCGAUAAUUCGUAACAAUCAGCUAUUACAGGCCAGCCUGCCACAAAAUCAACAACAAAAUACUCAGAAAUUGCUCCACCAGCAGCAGCAGCAGCAACAACAACAGCAUCAGCUGCAGCAACAUCAGCAACAGCAACAACAGCAGCAAUUACUACUUCAGCAGCAAUACCAGCAGUCACAAGGCAUGAUGCCUGUUAAACUCCCCGGCCAUGUAAAUCAACAACUAUCCGACCAACAGAUUCAGUUGCAGUUGCUACAGAAGCUCCAACAGCAGCAGCAUCCACAUUUUUCACAGCCGAGAAUGCAAUCAGCUCAACUCCCCCAAAGUCAGGAGUACCAAAAAACUCUCCCAGAUGUAUCGCAGCAGUUAUCAAAUCUCAAUUCUCUAUUUCAGCAAUCAAUCAACUCUGAACAAUGUCCAAAAGUUGCUUCACAGUCUGUGAGGCUGCCACAGUCAUCCCAAGACCAGCCGCAGCAAAAAUCUCAGCAGCAGGAAGUUCUACUGGGUGAAUUACCUGCAGCUAUCCUUCCAGCUAACCAAGCCACAAAUAUUAUCCCGGCAGUUGGAAAUUCCUUGAUGGGUGCUGGUGGGGCACAAUCAGGGCUUACAGAUGAUGUCCCAUCAUGCUCCACAUCACCAUCAACAAACAAUGGAGCUAUUCCUCCCCAUUUAGCUCUAAAUAAACAUGAACAAUGCAAUCAAUUGUCAACAGAGAAGGCAUCUCAGACACUUGCUACAUUGCUUAAUCAAAACUCAGCUCCAGCAGCAAAUACAAAUAUGCCGAAGGAGCUUCCAAAAAUUGUUCAUAAUGUAAAGCCGUCAAUCCCAAUUUCCAAGGUGCAACAUCAGGGUGUUGUAGCACCUCAAACUUAUGUAGGCAACACAGCGCAAAUGGAUUACUUAGACACAACCUCCUCAGCAACUUCUGUAUGCUUAUCUCAGACUAAUGGAUCCUUAAAUCAAAUCUUCCCUCUCUCAAAUUUUAAUCAACCGCCAGUGCUCAGAGAUGCACCACCAGAGAGUGAUGUUCCUAAUACAGACCCCAGGAACAAUGUACUUUUUGGAGUUAACAUUGAUGGCACGUUGGGAAUACCUUUCACUUCUGAUGCUUUGAUGGUUAACAGCAUUGACUCUGAAAAGUAUCAGAAUCACAUCCCUAGCGAUAUAGUUGCCAGUUACAACACCACAAAAGAUGCUCAACAAGAGCUGUCAUCAUCAAUGGUUUCACAAUCAUUUGGAGUUCCAGAUGUGGCAUUUAAUUCAAUUGAUUCAACUAUUAGUGAAAAUGGGUUCUUAAACUCCUGGGCUCCACCACCGCCACCACAACUUCAACGCAAGCGCACGUACACCAAGGUCUAUAAGCGAGGAGCUGUUGGCAGAUCAAUAGAUAUCACACGUUAUUCAGGAUAUGAUGAGCUAAAACAUGAUCUUGCACGGAUGUUCAGCAUAGAGGGACAGCUUGAAGAUCGUCAGAGAAUCGGCUGGAAACUUGUUUAUGUAGAUCAUGAGAACGAUGUUCUACUUGUCGGGGAUGAUCCAUGGGAGGAGUUUGUGAAUUGUGUUCGGCACAUCAAAAUACUGUCUCCACAAGAAGUUCAACAAAUGAGCCUGGAUGUUGAUUUGGGAAACAACCUCCCAAAUCAAGCAUGCAGCAGUUCAGAUGGUGGAAAUGCCUGGAGGGGCCAAUGUGAUCAGAACUCAGGCAAUCCAUCUGCCGGGUCAUAUGAACAUUUUGAGCGACAGAUGGUCAUGCAGUGAACCUGUAAUCCAAAACCAUUUCCCUUUUCACAAUGAAAAUUGUCUGAGAAAAUUGUGAUGGAUGAUCUCAUACUACUGAAAUCCUUCCUAAGACAUUGGUUUGCAAGGCUGAUUCAUGAAAAGCACAGGUAGCCACAUGGACCACACCAUCCAUCCUUUUCUUCUUCUGAUGAAGACUAGAACUUGAAGUGGAGGCAAUUAUUAGGAUUCUAUCAGAAGCAUCAGUCUUCUGAUGAUUCAGGUAUGUUACGUAGUUAAAUGCCAGUCCCACUCAUAGAAUGGGGACAAGUUUCCAGAGUUUUCAAGUUUGUAAAUGUGUAGCAUCUCCUUAGAAAACUGGAGAAACGAGCUAAUUUUCUGUAUUGAUACUGCUUAUGUUUUCAAUCUAAUUGUAACUUAUUGUGCCCA
Molecule: messenger RNA, 4204 nt
Organism: Zingiber officinale
Lineage: Eukaryota; Viridiplantae; Streptophyta; Magnoliopsida; Zingiberales; Zingiberaceae
Product: auxin response factor 19-like
Exons: 14
Coding region: 371-3796 (1141 amino acids)
Biological process (GO): response to hormone; regulation of DNA-templated transcription
Cellular component (GO): nucleus
Molecular function (GO): DNA binding; protein binding
Source: RefSeq, a predicted model, not a curated record